Brassica oleracea var. oleracea is the source of this 1201-nucleotide messenger RNA. RefSeq lists its product as uncharacterized. The coding region runs from base 19 to 1002 and encodes 327 amino acids. NCBI's taxonomy places the organism in Eukaryota, Viridiplantae, Streptophyta, Magnoliopsida, Brassicales, Brassicaceae. The transcript has 3 exons. The record is from RefSeq and is a predicted model, not a curated record. Gene Ontology annotation, biological process: response to ethylene; response to gibberellin; response to auxin. Gene Ontology annotation, molecular function: DNA binding.
GAAACUCGGGUUCCGGUCAUGACGCGGCGAUGCUCUCACUGCAAUCACAAUGGUCACAACUCUAGGACAUGUCCCAGUCGUGGGGUGAUGCUUUUUGGUGUAAGGCUCACCGGAGGUUCGAUCAGGAAAAGUGCUAGUAUGGGUAAUCUUCUUAGCCAUGGGCAUGGGUCGGGUUCUCCGGGUGCUGUCCCUGACCAUGUCGCUGGUGAUGGUUACACUUCUGAGGGUUUCGUUGCUGGCUCUUCCUCUAGCCGCGAGAGAAAGAAAGGAGCUAUAUGGACAGAGGAAGAACAUAGGAUGUACUUGUUAGGUUUAGAGAAGCUAGGCAAAGGUGAUUGGAGAGGCAUUUCAAGAAAAUAUGUGAGGACAAGGACACCAACACAGGUUGCUAGCCAUGCUCAGAAGCAUUUCAUGAGACUAUCUGAUGUGUCUCGUCGCAAAAGACGUUCUAGUCUCUUUGAUAUGAUUCCUCAUGAGGGAGGAGAUACUCCAUUGGAUUUGCAAGCACCAAAAGCAGAGAACACUCGUGUGGAAACAAAAAUGCAAAGGGGUGAUUCGGUUCACCAGAAAUUUGCUCGUAAUUCCAUUCAUGCAACACCGAUCUUCAAAAUCGAAGAAUCUGAAUCAAUGGACUCAACAAACUCUACCAUUAAGGAACCAACCCCCCCAACCACACAACUGCGUUCACAACCUCAACCGCAACGACCUGGCUCGUACCCGGUACUCUAUCCAGGCUACUUCUCACCAUAUUACCCAUUUCCAUUCCCAGUAUGGUCUGCGGGUUAUGUUCUUGAACCAGCCAAGAAAGAGGAAACUCACGAGAUUCUCAGACCAACUGCAGUGCACUCGAAAGCUCCCUUCAAUGUCAAUGGGCUUCUUGGUAUGACUACUAAGCUCAGCCUUGGAGAGCCAAAAGAGAAUGGUGAAUCCGAUCAGUCUCUUUCGCUGAAGCUAGGUGGAGGUUCAGAGACGAGACAAUCACCAUUGCACCCGAAUGCUUAGUCCUCCUGAUAGUUCAGACAUCGCCAACGUGAUACAUGCGGCUUAAGGAUUUGCGGGCAAGAUAUCUUGUCAUUGGUUGGGGGUUUAUUACAGGUUAAUUAUUUGGUCACAGUAACUUAAAAACAAGAUUUGCUUUGUUAGUUUUAGGGUCUUUUAGUUCAGCUUUGAUUAUUUGCGAGAGAGAAAAAAAAAAGAAACG